Antechinus flavipes (yellow-footed antechinus) is the source of this 1842-nucleotide messenger RNA. RefSeq names its product keratin 7 (gene KRT7). The transcript has 9 exons. The record is from RefSeq and is a predicted model, not a curated record. The coding region runs from base 99 to 1553 and encodes 484 amino acids. Gene Ontology annotation, cellular component: keratin filament. Gene Ontology annotation, molecular function: structural constituent of skin epidermis. Gene Ontology annotation, biological process: intermediate filament organization; keratinization. NCBI's taxonomy places the organism in Eukaryota, Metazoa, Chordata, Mammalia, Dasyuromorphia, Dasyuridae.
GAUUCCACAGAGUUUUCUGCUCUUGUUUCAUCCAGGCUUGUCCAGCUGUAUCCAGCCCAGUUCAAGGCAGCCCAGCCUAAACCUUAUCUUCCAACAGAAUGUCUGUUCGCUUCAGCUCCCAGACCUUCAGCUCCCGCUCUGCAGCCUUCCCUCGAAAGGGGGGCCAGGGGCUGGUGAGCUCAGUGACCACCAGAGGCAGCUCAGCCGGCCACAUAGGGGGCUUUGGAAGCAGCAGUCUCUAUGGUUUGGGCACCUCAAGGCCCCGAGUGGCUGUGGGAGUCCACUCUGUCUAUGGAGGAAGCUCAGGGGGAGUCUGUGGAGCCAGAGGGGCUGGCAUCCAUGAGGUGACCGUCAACCAGAGCUUGCUAGCCCCACUCAAUCUGGAGAUUGACCCCCAGAUCCAGCAGGUGCGCAAGGAGGAACGUGAGCAGAUCAAGACUCUCAACAACAAAUUUGCCUCCUUCAUUGAUAAGGUUCGCUUCCUGGAGCAACAGAACAAGAUGCUGGAGACCAAGUGGAACCUUCUCCAAGAACAGAAGUCACCCAAAGGCAGCUGCAUUCCAUCCAUGUUUGAAACUCAGAUUGCCAACUUGAGGAGGCAGCUGGAUGGACUGCUGACAGACAGGAGCCGCCUGGAGGGCGAGCUGAAGAACAUGCAGGAUGUGGUGGAGGACUUUAAGAACAAGUAUGAAGAUGAAAUCAAUAAGCGCACAGCUGCUGAGAAUGAAUUUGUGAUUUUGAAGAAGGAUGUGGACAAUGCCUAUAUGAAUAAGGUAGAGCUUGAAGCCAAGGUGGAUGCUCUGACUGAUGAGAUCAACUUCCUGAAAGCACUUUAUGAAAUGGAGCUGAAUGAGCUGCAGGCCCAGAUCUCAGACACUUCUGUGGUCCUCUCCAUGGACAAUAGUCGUAACCUGGACCUGGACGGCAUCAUUGCUGAGGUUAAAGCUCAGUAUGAGGACAUUGCCAACCGUAGCCGAGCUGAAGCUGAAUCCUGGUACCAGGCUAAGUUUGAGUACCUCCAGGCCCAGGCUGGAAAACAUGGUGAUGACCUUCGAACCACACGAAAUGAGAUUGCUGAGAUGAACAGAGCUAUACAGCGGCUGCAGGCCGAGAUUGACAAUGUCAAGAACCAGCGUGCGAAACUGGAGGCCUCCAUUGCAGAGGCUGAGGAGCGUGGAGAGCUAACUCUCAAGGACGCUCGGGCCAAGCAGGAGGAACUGGAGGCUGCCCUGCAGAGAAGCAAGCAGGAAAUGGCCCGGCAGCUGCGUGAGUACCAGGAUCUACUCAAUGUCAAGCUGGCCCUGGACAUCGAGAUUGCCACUUACAGGAAGCUGCUGGAGGGCGAGGAGAGCAGGUUGUCUGGAGAUGGAGUCGGAAGUGUCAGUAUCUCUGUGGUGAAUUCAGUUGGAGGAGGUUUAGGCAGUGGAGUGAGCUUUGGUGGAACAAUGGGCACCAAUUCCCUUGGUUUCUGUGGUGGAGCUGGAUCUGGAAAUGUGAAGAGUUAUUCCAUCAAAACAACAUCUUCUACUACUCGCAAGAGCUUUCGGAACUGAGCUCCGGAGCCAUCGAGGCUUGAAUAAGAGUAAUGGCAAGAAAGAAGAGAGAUUUUUCCCUUGUGUCCCCUAUUUCACCCUUUGAUCUGCUUCCUCUCUCUGGAGCUACAGUAAGAAAAGAGAUAUGGAGAAGCUGGAUCUCUAGAUGGCUUUUUUCCCCUUGCUUCAUAUCCACCUCACCCCAUUACCUUUAACCACUAUGUAGCAGUGAGAAAGUGGAGAUUAGUGUGUCUUGGGGCCUUGGGGAAUAUCUGAAAAAACUCUUAAUAAAGUUGUUCUGCUCAGGAAA